AUGCUGUUAGAGUACGUUUUCGCCAAUGCAAUAAUGAAAUCAACUGGGGCUCGGGAGUGUCUGGAGGAGGUCAAGACUCUGGCUUCCGGCGAUCCUGGACGUGUUGAGGUAGUACUGCUCCCCAAGACGCGACAGUUUCUUUCAUAUUUGAAAUCAAACCCCCUGGAUACCGCAACUCAGCCUGUAGCUGACCCGAUAGUCCCCACAACGACUACUAUCUUUUCCCCAGCGGCUGUCUUGCCAAACGGAACUCACGAAUGGGGGAACCGAGUGGAUACUGUUUCGGCCUAUGAGGUGUCCGCUGCACUCCCACCGGCAAACGAUCUCGGGAACAUGCCGGUCAUUGAUGAGGCCUCAUUAUCCACCUUCGGGUUAUCUGGAUAUUUCCCUUCAGCCAACGACCACCAACCACGAGACGGCGGGAAUUGGAAUCUUCCGAUGCCGGACAACUGGAAUGACACUGCCAACCGUGGAAGUGCUGGACCUUCUGCAGCGACCUACCAUGCCUCUUUAAAUGAAACUCGUGCCGUGACUCUGGGUAAUGGAGCAAAUUGGGGCGAGGAUACUGUAGACUGGCUGAGGGGACUGGCUUGGAGUAUGGGAUACUACCUCAUCCCUCGCGGCGCUGCCAUUCCCGGUGGUGCUCUUGUUUAG
This is a messenger RNA of Cantharellus anzutake, 654 nucleotides long. RefSeq lists its product as uncharacterized. The coding region runs from base 1 to 654 and encodes 217 amino acids. NCBI's taxonomy places the organism in Eukaryota, Fungi, Basidiomycota, Agaricomycetes, Cantharellales, Hydnaceae. The record is from RefSeq and is a predicted model, not a curated record. The transcript is spliced from 4 exons.